Molecule: messenger RNA, 3076 nt
Organism: Silurus meridionalis
Lineage: Eukaryota; Metazoa; Chordata; Actinopteri; Siluriformes; Siluridae
Gene: septin9b
Product: septin 9b
Exons: 12
Coding region: 288-1886 (532 amino acids)
Biological process (GO): cytoskeleton-dependent cytokinesis
Cellular component (GO): septin complex; cell division site; septin ring
Molecular function (GO): molecular adaptor activity; GTP binding; GTPase activity
Source: RefSeq, a predicted model, not a curated record
AAAGAGGACUGAAGAGGAAAAAGCAAGAAAAAAGGAACAGAAAAGAGAAAGAGUAAAGGAGAGAGGGAACAAGGGAAGAGAGGAGGGCGGAGGAGGGGAAAGAGAGUGACUAACUGGACUGGUGAAUAGAGGAAGUGUGUGAAUAAAGGAAAGAGACAGAGUGACUCAGUUUGACUCUGUGUUAAAGGAAGUGUGUGUGUGAGUGUGUGUUUGUUGUGUGUGUGUGCGAGCCUGUGUGUGUGGGUGUGUGUGUGUAUGUGUGAACACAGAGAGACUCUCAGAGCUCCAUGUGGAUCAGUAAUGCCGGAAUGGAGAGAGACAGAAUCUCAGCACUGAAGAGGUCAUUCGAGGUUGAGAACGUGGACUCGUCUUCACAGUCUUCAUCUCCUCACAUGCGUCGCUCUCCUUCAUUUCAGCGCAGCUCCAUCUCUCCAUCCAUCAGCCGUCAUCAUGAGCUCGGUGCCAAUGGUGCUGUCAAACCCAAACCGCAGACUCCUGAGCCUGCAUCAUGCAAUCGUGCCGAGAUCAGCAUCGGCAUCAACGCCAAAGCCGUCGAUAACUCGCCCAGUGCUGGAAUCUCCCGCUUCAACCUGAGGAAGCCAGAUGGUUCAAGCCACAUCAAGACCCCAGAGACCCAAAAGCCCUCUGUCAUGUUCGGCAAAACCCUGGAAACCACAUCACCAAUUGUCAGGACGCCAUCUAAGGUGGGCUCAAGACAACCUCCUGAGACUCCUUUCAGGAAGAACGAACUGCCAGAGAUCAGCAUCAGCAAGCCACAUGAGGUCAAAAAUCAAGAGAACUAUCAACAUUCACCUGCGUUCACUAUGAGGUCCUCAUCGCCCAAUCACGCUGGACGGAAAUCUCCCAUCAGUGAUGCACACAGAUCACAAAGCAGCACCGGUUUCCAGGGCAACAUGGCAGACAAAGAAGUGGACAAGGGGGCGGAGCUUGGCUAUGUGGGCAUUGACGCCAUUUUGGAGCAGAUGAGGAGGAAAGCGAUGAAGCAGGGCUUCGAGCUCAACAUCAUGGUUGUGGGUCAGAGUGGUCUCGGCAAAUCCACGCUCAUUAACACUCUGUUCAAGUCCAAAGUGAGUCGCAGGUCUGUAAUGUCGAGUGACGAGGGGAGAAUUCCUCAAACCAUCGAGAUCAAAUCCAUCAGCCAUGACAUUGAAGAGAAAGGUGUGAGGAUGAAGCUGACUGUGAUCGACACACCAGGAUUCGGAGAUCAAAUCAACAACGAGGACUGCUGGAUGCCGAUCAUGAAGUUCAUUAACGAGCAGUACGAGGUGUUUCUGCAGGAGGAGAUCAAUAUCAGUAGGAAAAAGAAAAUUCCAGACACACGUGUGCACUGCUGCAUUUACUUCAUCCCACCGACAGGACACUGUUUGCGGCCAAUCGACAUCGAGUUCAUGAGGCAUCUGAGUAAAGUGGUGAACAUUGUUCCGGUGAUCGCCAAAGCUGACACGCUAACGCUGGAGGAGAGAGACUGCUUUAAAAAGAAGAUCAGGGACGAUCUAAGAGCCAAUGAGAUUGACGUUUACCCUCAGACGGAGUUUGAUGAGGAUGCAGAGGACAGACUAAUCAACGAAAAGAUCAGGGACAUGAUACCCUUUGCGGUGGUAGGUAGCGAUCAGGAGUACCAGGUGAAUGGAAAGAGACUGCUGGGAAGGAAAACAAGAUGGGGCACAGUAGAAGUGGAGAAUGUAGCACACUGUGAGUUUGCAUAUCUGAGGGAUUUGCUCAUCAGGACACACAUGCAGAAUCUGAAGGACAUCACCAGCAGUAUUCACUAUGAGGUGUAUCGCGUCCGCCGUCUCAAUGAGAGCAACACACACACCACACACUCCAACGGGGACGCAGACGGAGCGCUCUCACACGAGCUGUAGACGUCUGUCUGAUCCGUCUGUCUGAUCCGCCUGUCUGAUCUGCCCAUUCAUCGCUCCGUUCCAACAUGUGGACUGUAGAAAUGCUAAUACACGUCUGUGUUUUGUUAAAUAAAAUGUGUGUAUGUGUGUGUUUAGCAUUAUGCUUGCUGUUGUUUCCUUCUCAGAUUGAUGAUGUAAACUUCGAGCUGGAGUCGUUUAAAAAAAUAAAAAUGGCGUUAUGAUGUAACAAGGCUAACAGCCUGCUAAUGCUAAUGUUAGUGCUAGCACAUCCUGAUUAGCCAACUGCCAUCAGAAAUACAAACCCAUUCUUUGCUACCUCGCAGCUUGCUAGCUCUUUUUCUACCUGAGCUACAGUUCCGUUUGCAAACAAAACCAAUUCGCUUUGUACAUCUGAUAUUUAUAUAUAUAAACAUUAGUUGGGAUUUUUAUUGCAUCCAGAUGUGUAAUUUAUCUCAAACAGAAGUGCUGGUUAUUUGUGGAUAGAUUAGCGAGCUCGUCGUAGCAGCGUGAGUUAGUUUUCUAAUUACUGUUAGUUAGGAAGCUAGCGAUGGCUAAACUGACUAGGAUUAACCAAAACUCUAUAGAAACAGGCUAGCUCGUUAGCUGGACAUGGAUUCGUUAGCGGCUGAUGAAAGUGCGGCUUCAGUGUGUGUUAGCUGUUAGCUUCAUAAUGUCAUUUUUUGCACCCAAAGCAAGGUUUUCUUUCUAAGAGAAAAGCAGAAGGAGGUCGCCAUGGAAACGGUUUUCCAUUCAUUUCCGUUUCAUUUCAUUUUUGAAAAAAAAAAAAACAUAAAAACAAAAGCACCUGAUACAUGCUGACUGUUAGCGUGCUAGCUACAGGUCCUGCAUGUGUCCUGUCUGCUUCACACACAGCAUUUAAAUACUUCUGUUUAUUUCGUCUGGGAGACUUUGUGACGUUUGUGUGUGUGUGUGUGUGUGUGUGUGUGUGUGUGUGUGUGUGUGUGUGUGUGUGUGUGUAAAAAUCGUGUACAAUUGAGGAAUUAAGGGUAUAUUUUCUAAUUGCUGAAGUUGUUACACAUUUUUCAUUUGCCUUCAUGUCAUAGCUUUAAAGUCAGUGCUUGUUAGAAGAGAGAGAGAGAGUGUGUGUGUGUGUGUGUGUGUGUGUUUGUUUGUGUUUGUGUGUGUUUGUGCAUUGAUGUAAGCUAAAUAAAUGUCUCUGGGAUCCUGAA